Messenger RNA from Trichoderma atroviride IMI 206040, 924 nucleotides. RefSeq lists its product as uncharacterized. Lineage: Eukaryota; Fungi; Ascomycota; Sordariomycetes; Hypocreales; Hypocreaceae. Gene Ontology annotation, biological process: very long-chain fatty acid biosynthetic process. Gene Ontology annotation, molecular function: oxidoreductase activity, acting on the CH-CH group of donors. The record is from RefSeq and is a predicted model, not a curated record.
AUGGCUUCUCUAACGACGCUCAAGCUGACAAAUCGCUCUCCCAAGCAGGGCAUCAAGAAGCUGCCGCCGUCAAUCGACCUCCCCGCCGGCGCCACGGUCGAAGAUGUCAAGAAGCUGAUUGCCAAGCAAGCCGGCAUCAACGACCACAACCGCGUCGGCCUGUUUUACACGUCGACGAGGAAGACGCUCAAGGACCGCAAGGCUGUGAUUGCCGAGGAUAAGGAUGUUGCUGAGGCGGGCGAAGUGCUCGUCAAGGAUCUCGGCCUCCAAAUCGCCUGGAGAACUGUCUUCGUCAUCGAGUAUCUCGGCCCUAUCCUCAUCCACGGGCUCGCCGUCGCCGCCCGGCCGUACCUCGUCAAGGACCCGUCCAUGUCCCCCUCACAAUGGCUCAGCUUCGGCAUGAUCAUGGCGCACUUUGUCAAGCGUGAGAUUGAGACGCUCUUUGUCCACAAGUUCUCCGCAAACACCAUGCCCGCGCGCAACAUCUUCAAGAACAGCUUCUUCUACUGGGCCUUCUCCGGCGCCCUGUGCGCCUGGUCCAUCUACUACAGCCCCUGGUCGCUGGCUGCCACCGCAGACCAGCCUCUUGUUGACGCCGCCGGCACCGUGCUCUACCUGUUUGGCGAGAUUAGCAACGCGCUGGUGCACCUGUACCUCUCCAGCCUGCGGUCGUCUGGCGGCACCGAGCGCAAGAUCCCCUACGGCUACGGCUUCUCGCUUGUUACCUGCCCUAACUACAUGUACGAGAUUCUGGCGUGGGCUGGUAUCAUCAUUGCCAGCCGUGACUGGUCUGUGGCGCUCUUCAUCGCUAUUGGUGCGGGGCAGAUGUUCGUCUGGGCCAAGGGCAAGGAAAGGGCAUACCGCAAGGAGUUCGGCGACAAGUACAAGAAGAAGCGCUUUGUUAUCCUUCCCGGACUGUUGUAA